CGAACUUCGGCACUAAAUGGAAAUAGAGGAGUUGCUAAUCGAUUAUAUUGUAACCUGUGAAACUGAAAAAAUGAAAGGACAUCAUGCAUGGUAAAGCAUGUUGGAUGAUGAAUUUGAAUUCUGAUCGUAUUUUGUAAGAGAAGAAUAUUUGAAGACUUAUAUGCCUAAUCCUCGCGGCCAGAGCAUCACCAAGUGAGCAGCAGCCGCGAAGAGGCACAGCCGUGGAAGAAUGAAGAUAGCUUGGCCUAGAAAGUCUCAGGCGCGUGCAACGCGACUGCUAUGGCUGUCGUCUUGUGCGUCUGCGAGUCUUCUACCCGGUAGAGGUAGCCGUUCUUCCAACGCCAUCGCGCAUGGCCAUAGCAGUAGACAUCCACAUCAUCCACGACCACGUUCCUCUUCGUCAGAAGAUGAUACUCUUGCAGAUGACGAAGUUGCCUCAUCAAGUUCAAGUACAAUAAGAAGAAGUCACGAUAGGAUAAGCCAUGAUCUUCAAGAAGAACGAAAGUAUUAUCAAGAUGUAGAAGAUGUUGAACAAGAUCUUCAUCAGGGAGAUGACGUUGUUGAAGAUGUUGAUGCAACUUCUAGAGAUGAAGAAGAUGAACAAGAUCGAGAUGAGGAGGACGUAGACUACUUGGACUACAAAGAGGAGCAAGAAGCCGAAGAUGAAGAGCCAUCGAGGAAGCUAGAGCUUCAAAGAGGACUCGAAGAAAUGGACGCAGGAUAUGGCGCUGACGACAAAAACAAGGAUGCACCAGCUCAGCAGCGCCUCAAAGGUGCUGUUAUCAAGAUGGGAGGCUCAACUGCAAAGGAGAAACACACAUCAUCAUCAACUGCAAAAACGCAAGAGACCUCCAAAAAGAAAGGCCAGAAGAUGCUGAGGAAAAUAUCUUCUACUUCUUCGUCAACAUCCAAGAAGCAGGAGAUACGGAAGCGCAUCACUAGUAAAGUGGAGAAAGAAAAGCAGAGCAGGAUGAAGAAAGAGGCAUCUCCAUCUUCUGCUCUCGUACCAAAGCACAGCCAAGGAAAAGUCGGUGAUCAACACCAGAAAGCAGUGUCAGCCAUAGUUACGACUGGCACUAGUACUAGAAAGUCCUCUAGAAGUCUUACUUGUAGAUAAAGAUAAAGAUUUAUUCUAUGGAGUUUUCAAUUCAUUGUAGUUCAUUUUGUGGUAAGCCCCCCGUUGUUUAAGGGCUUCCGCAUUACUACAUCCUCCACUUACAUCCUUGACCUUUUUCCAAGUGAAAAAUAGAUCGAGGAUGCGCUCAAGGGUGUAAUGCUGCAGCCUUUAACUUGUAAGCAGCAUCUUCAGGAAGCAGUCGUCUCUCGUCCUCUUUCAUUUCCGAAAACAAGAAACACUCUCAAGACGAAGCAAACCCAGAAAACAUCGAAUAUCUAGCCGAUGAGGCUUUCUUCGUCAUCUCGUUGCAGGGAGUAAAGGGCGCUCACAAGAACAAUGAUGGUAGACUGGACAAAUUCUACUCUCGUUGGCAAAAAAGCUGCAAUGAAACACAAACUUUCCAGUUUCGUCAGUGUGCUGGAGUGCCUGAUUAUGGUUGUCAAGAUGAAGAUCUACUUAAUCUUGAAGGAAGAUCUAUUGAUAAAAUCAACAACAUCAUAUUGAUAUUCACUGUCAGAGAACUCUACUUUCCGUGCUUCCUCGUGCUGCAUAAUUAGUCGUUGUCUUCUCUCAUUCAUCCUUAUCAACUUGUUGUGCUUUCUUUCCUCCUCUUUCUACCUGCUCCAGCUCUAGUACUCCUCCUCUACCUCUAGCUCUACCCUCAAAAAACCCGUAGCUGCAUCAUCGGCUCUAACCUCCCCAAACCCGAGGCGAAGGCAUCACAAAAGCCUACAUCGAGUGUCUCGGCAAAGCCAUGAAGACUGGCGCCAAACGGCUCUAUUUUUUUGAGGACGAUGCUGAAAUGAGGGACACCCGUUUCUGUUCCAAGACCUUCCGUGAAGAUCUGUGGAAAAGAGCGCCGGAUAGUACAUUCCUUUAAGAGAGCUCCUUCUUCUAUUCUUGUAGUUGAUUUCCACUUCUUGAAUGAUUCUUGUUCAGAAUUUUCACUACCUCCAACUAGGAUUAGAAGCUGCAAGAUUCACUGCUAGGAAAUUCACUCCAUAGAAAUACUGAUCUUAGAAAGUCCUAGGCUCGUCUUAUUAUUAUAAUGAUCAAGAAACAUCGACAAUAUCCCCUUCCCCUCCCCGCCUCGAAUCUCUCCUUCUCCUUGGAGCUCACACGAUCCAUCCCAGCAACAACAGCCAGCUCAAAGCUCACCUGGACAAGGCUUUCCAAGCUACGAGGCACUCCUUUGGACUGUACGCAAUCACGAUCCCAUUGCGCAGCGCAUAUGCACUCCGUGCAGGCUUUGAACAAGACGUUUACAGAGGAUUAUGGUUGGUGCUCUAAUAUUAAAAUCAGAAGAAGAACAAGAAGAUGAAGAACAAGAUCGUGACUAGAAAAAAUACAAGUACAUUUAUAUAUAACAGUAUUUACUCCUCCAACUAGUAUCACCUCCUCGUGCAUCAGCUCGACACUCUCUAACUUUCGGUGUCCUAGACCCUGACGUGGCACUAUACCAUCACGGAAGGCGUUUGGGUGGGAACGCCACAGACGUCAUCGUCACUGCUCCUACGUUAUUUGCGCAUGCUGCUGGAUGGUCAAACACAUGGAGCCAUUUCAGACCAAAAAUAGUCGGGAGAUAAAAGGAGAAUAGGAAGUAGAUGUAGAAGUAGAAGUUGUAGCUGUACUUCUAGGUGGACGAUGAAUCCAAAGGUGAUGAUGUAGUUGCUGCAGUAGGACUACAACUUCCUUAAUAGGGUUAGGAUUUUUCAAGAAGUGGAGUAACUAUAACAGUAAUAGGGUAGAGGAAGAGGUAGUUGUGAUGAUCAUAAAAGACAACGAGGACGGACGACAGGACCACGUCGAUUUUUUUUUCUAGUACCAAAGAAAGUGAAAGUAGACAGAAAGUUUCGAAAGUAGAUUUCGUCAGCCAAUUCCGGUUCUUACCCAACAACUCGUCAUUGUUCAGAUUGAUAGCCACAAGGCAAAACCCCGCGGCCGGCGGCCCGUCAAACGGGGCAAAAGUGUGGAAUUACUGUUGAUCUUAGAAAGUCCUAGGUUCAUCUUACCACUUAACUUAUUUCUCUCUGCUUCAAAGCUUAUAAUUUCAUUUCGAGAAUAAGGCGCAUCUCAUUUCUGUCAUAUUACCGUCAAAAAGCGCAUAAAAGCUGUCAUAUCAAUCUACUUCUUCAUAUCAUCAUCAUAGUGGAUCUAGGUCGCCUAUCGCUAUCUUCUUCCAGCAUGAUAAGCUACUCACCAGGAACUCGAUGCAUUUUGCUGUUCCCAGACUUUUCCCAGACUUAGGGACCAAAAUUUUUCGACCUAUGAAAAAAAAUUCUUAUUUACGGACGAAAAAAAAAUAUAUUUAACAAGUGACUUCAAAGAAAUCAGAGCACC
Messenger RNA from Amoebophrya sp. A25, 3457 nucleotides. Lineage: Eukaryota; Dinophyceae; Syndiniales; Amoebophryaceae. The record is from the annotation of a GenBank genome assembly.